This is a messenger RNA of Sorghum bicolor (sorghum), 1207 nucleotides long. RefSeq names its product protein YABBY 5. Gene Ontology annotation, biological process: fruit development; regulation of shoot apical meristem development; multicellular organism development. Gene Ontology annotation, cellular component: nucleus. The record is from RefSeq and is a predicted model, not a curated record. The transcript has 7 exons. Lineage: Eukaryota; Viridiplantae; Streptophyta; Magnoliopsida; Poales; Poaceae. Bases 203 to 1033 code for a protein of 276 amino acids.
CCCACACUCCCGUGCACACCCAUCCAUCCACUAGCAGCCUGCCCAAGCGGCCAAGCCCUUCCCUGCUUCACGCUCCAGCCGCAUCAUCCACUCCGUCCCCAGUCCACUACACCACAAGAACGCGUGCGUGCGCCGGCUGUUGCCGUUGCUGUGAGCUGCACAAGCUAGGAGAAGCACCGGAUCUUUUGCUUCUUUUGGCGCCAUGAUGUCGUCGGUGCCGGAGACGUUCAACCUGGACCAGCAGCACCUCGUCGUGCAGCAGCAGCAGCCUCCGCCGGCGGAGCAGGAGCAGAUCUGCUACGUGCACUGCAGCUACUGCGACACCAUCCUCGCGGUGGGCGUGCCGUGCAGCAGCUUGUUCCAGACGGUCACCGUGCGGUGCGGCCACUGCUCCAACCUGCUCUACGUCAACCUCCGCGCCCUCCUGCUGCCGGCGGCCGCCAACCAGCUACCACCCUUCGGCGGCCAGGCUCUCCUCUCCCCAACCUCCCCGCACGGUCUACUUGAUGCUGAGACCAUGUCGUCGUUCCAAGCGCCGAGGAGCCUGCAGCCGAGUACUGAUCCGCCGAGCGCUUGCGUGAGCACCAUCACAAGCAUCAACAACACCUGCGGUGGUGGCAACAGCGCGUCGGCCAUGUCGUCGAUGGCGCCGCCGCCACCAGCCAAACCUGCACUGCUGGAGCCGCAGCUUCCCAAGAGCGCAGCGUCAGGCAACAAAACUUCAGAGAAGCGGCAGAGAGUUCCUUCCGCGUACAACCGUUUCAUCAAAGAUGAGAUCCAGCGCAUCAAGGCCAGCAAUCCGGACAUCACUCACAGGGAAGCUUUCAGCGCGGCUGCCAAGAAUUGGGCCCAUUUCCCGCACAUCCAUUUCGGUCUCAUGCCCGACCAGGGCCUGAAGAAGAACCCUAUGCAAAAUCAGGAGGGAGCUGAAUGCAUGCUUUUCAAGGACGGUCUCUACGCAGCAGCAGCUGCCGCUGCAGCAGCAGCCGCCGCCGCCACAGCUGCGUCCGGCAUGGGCAUUUCACCAUUCUGACUUCACCGUACCCCACACCGCGGAAUGAUCUAUAGUGUUCUACCUUUGUGCUUAACCGCUUAGGGUUCUGUUUCGAUCGGUCCCUCGAUCAGUAUCCCGGUUGCUUGAGAGAUAGCUUAAUAAUAAUGUCUAUCUAAUCCGGAUAAUCUCAAGAUGUCUCUCUCAGUAACCGUA